Pseudogymnoascus destructans is the source of this 897-nucleotide messenger RNA. RefSeq lists its product as uncharacterized. The coding region runs from base 103 to 567 and encodes 154 amino acids. Gene Ontology annotation, biological process: mitochondrial electron transport, NADH to ubiquinone. The record is from RefSeq and is a predicted model, not a curated record. NCBI's taxonomy places the organism in Eukaryota, Fungi, Ascomycota, Leotiomycetes, Thelebolales, Thelebolaceae. The transcript is spliced from 4 exons.
UUCGGCAACGCAGCUUGCACGAUUCGAAGACCACGACGACGAAAGACACCCCACCAGCUCAUCCCCCCAUCCCACCACCGACGCGCUCAACAAACCGUCGCCAUGUCCGCACGCCAGGCCAGAUUCUCCCAAUCGACGCUCAUCGAUACGACCCCCCUCCCCGACUCGAUCCCGGCGGUGCAGGAGGUCGGGGCGAGCUCGGCGCCGUUGCUGAGCGCGAGUUUUUUUAUCGGCGCGAGGUGCGGGAAGUAUAAUGAUGAUUUUAUGCAGUGUAAGACGGAGAGUAAUGGCACGGCUGAGAUGGAUUGCUUGAAGGAGGGGAGGAGGGUCACGAGGUGUGCGGCUAGUGUUAUUGACGAUAUCAACAAGAACUGCCUCAAGGAGUUCCGUCGCCACUGGUCCUGCCUCGAUACCAACAACCAGCAGCUGUGGCAGUGCCGCCCCGCUGAGCGCGUGCUGAACAAGUGUGUCUUCGAGACCCUGAAAUUGGAGAAGGUUAUCCCGGAUACGCCGAAGGGGGAGGUGCCGGUGCAUUUGAGGGAACGACAGAUUUACUCGCAGAAUUAGGCGGGUUGAGAUGGAGUGGGUGGAGAGGGGAGUGUUAGAUGUGUGUAUAUAAAUUGUGGGGGGUAGAAUGGACUUGUAUUCGAUGAUUUUGCUCGCUAUUGAAUGUGUUGGUGAUGUUUCUUGGGAGGUUGGAAUGAUAGGAUCCUACCUCCCACCUUCUCUCUGAGGGGCAAAUGCAGGUGAUAUGUUGGAAAUGGAGGCUAUGGAGGCUUAGACAGUAUGACUACGCUUAGAAUUUCAUAUCCUAGCACUCAAAUAUUCUUCGAUUGGAUAUGCUACAGUUUGCGCAGUCAAGGUAAUAUUCCAAAACAGAUUUGAAUAUAGAACUAC